Porites evermanni is the source of this 5792-nucleotide messenger RNA. The record is from the annotation of a GenBank genome assembly. NCBI's taxonomy places the organism in Eukaryota, Metazoa, Cnidaria, Anthozoa, Scleractinia, Poritidae.
AUGUCUCUGUGCCGUCAGAAUUAUCAUGAAGAGUGCGAAGCUGGCAUUAACAAGCAGAUCAACCUUGAGUUGUAUGCAAGCUACGUGUACUUGUCGAUGGUAGGUUCGCUUUCUUCCCGCCGUCAUUUUUCGAUACAGGUGGUCUAAAGUUUAUGUGUUUUUUCGCUCUAGGCCUAUCACUUCGAUCGUGAUGAUGUGGCCCUGCCAGGAUUUCACAAAUUCAUGCUGAAACAAUCGGACGAGGAACGUGAACACGCUCGCAAGGUAACUUAAUCGCGAUGUUAAAUCAUUUUCAAAAUGUCAUCUACUUCGUUUGGCCCCGUAGUUUUACUAAUCCGCACUAUCACUCAAUUUGUAGCUGAUGAAAUACCAGAACGAACGAGGAGGCCGCAUUGUGUUGCAAGAUGUCAAGGUAAGGGUGAAAAAAGAAUCAAAAUGAUCUUUGUAUUAUUACGUAAGCCAAAGUCUAUGAUUAAUCGAAGUAAGCGUAAAUUAAAUUUGACACAAUCGGGAAUUUUGGAACGUGCUAGAGCUUUUCCACUGGGUGUAACAUUACAUGAGAGAAGGUAGGAUUUCUCUCGCUGUUAUUGUACAAAUACAUAGGCAAACGAUUUUUGUAGUUCGUUCCUUUUGUGGUUUUUCGGUGUGUUUCCCUGCUAUUUGAGGAGGAGUUAAGUGUAGGAACGGCGUGUUGGGCCCUAAGAUUUUUGGGUGGGCCCAUUGUUACUGUUUUCAUAAAUGUUUGUAUUUUUAACAAAUGGACGUGUCUAUCGGUAACUGUAAGAACUGUUUGUUCUGUGGGGAGCGUGAAGGAUCAGCGAACACCUUCUGAAUACAAGAUGAAACGUACACGCACUCGCCUCUAGGCUGUGACAUUACAAAUAGGAGCUAUAUUAAGCCCCAUCAUGUUAAAUUGUGCGAUAAAAUAGUGUGACUCUUUCAUGUGUGAAAAUUGUGGGUAAUUCGCUAUUGCAUCCUUUACGAUAUUAGUUGUAAGUUCGAUUUCUUUGCUAAGAGGAGUAAGGUGAGGGAGAGUGUGGUAGAAAAUCUUGACAAAACAACCCAAUAAGUAGCCUUUGUGGGGCAGGGGGCAGUACACAGUGCACCCAACGACAAUUUUCGGAAAAAAUCUGCUUGGAAGACGAUUUGAGAUAUAGAAUUUUCGGAACAUUUGUUGAAAACUUUGUUGCUUGCCUGCCUCUCCUAGGAUUUUCGAACAUCUAAAAAAUGGUAUAAUUGCCCAUUUUUAACGAAAAUUGUAGGUAAAUUUUCGAAAAGGUAAGUUUUGAUCCCUAUAAUUUUCGCAUCACUAGACUUUCAGCUAGGAAAUCCGAACAGAUGAAAAAUUUUUAGGGGAUAAAAAUAUGCCUAUAUCUACCUUUUAAAUGCUAAAAUACGUCCAACAAUGCUAUGUUUAAGUGGUUUUGAACUAUAUUCUUGUUGGGUGCCCCUAAGUACAGUGCUUUACAGGAAAUAUGUCGGGACAUCAUUAUCUGUCCCUGCAGAGAAUUUUAACAACAGGAUUAUGACUGUAGUAAGUGUCCUCUGAUUAUCAAUGAUAAAUGUGAUUCAUGUGUCGUAUUACCUUUUGUAGAAGCCAGACAAGGAGGAUUGGGGAUGUGGACUGGAAGCGUGCCAGGCUGCUUUGGAUUUGGAGAAGCAUGUGAACCAAGCCUUGCUUGAUCUGCACAAAACUGCCGAUUGUCAUGGUGAUCCCCAGGUGAGUUUUAUGCUACUCAAAGCUCUUCAAGUGAGGUUGUAUGUCUCGUGGUAAAAUGUUGUGAGGAAUUAAAUUGUUUGAUGGCCAUUGAGACAAAUUGUAUGUGGACACUACACACCUACACCAUGAUUGGGGGAAGGGGGUUGGGGUGGUUACAGAAACUUCCUGAUGCAAUAAUUGCAAAUGGCGUUGUGCUGUAUUAAAGCUUAAUUUGCAUUUCUGCCAUUCUUAUUUCUAAGUGCUGCCUUCAAACUUUCAGCAUCUAUUUGUCUCAUUCUUAUUUCUUACAAGAAUGAAAUUGAUGUAACUUCUAGCCUGCAUAGCAAGUGUUGCCGUCCGAGUUUGUCAAGAAAGUUGGGACGAGAGCAAAAAAAAAAGGAAUGAUGGGAGAGGGGGGAGGGGAAAGAAGGAAACGUUUCUCCCCUCCCCCUUACAUCUGUUCUUUUUUUUGGUUCCUGCUCUAACUUUUGUGCGAUAACUCCAUUGGAAAUGCUCUGCGUACUAUGCUCAACUCCAUUGCCUUCUAAAACACACUUUUAAAUGAAGUGGUUAUUUUCAUUUGCUGGGAAGUCAUUUUGUUCUCAAACUGCGGGGAGAGUGUGUGCUCUAGCAAAAUUAACAAGAGAAAUCUUGGCCACCUUUCUUCAUUGUAGAUGGGAGAUAUGAUUGAUGACCUCUUGACUGAGCAGGUUGAAUCCAUCAAGCAGUUUUCAGAGUUUGUGACAGAACUAAAACGUGUUGGGCCUGGACUCGGAGAACAUAUGUUUGACAAAACCACUUUACAUUAGUCAAGAUUAUCUUAGCAAUGAUUAUUGAUUUUUGCAUUUUACCAAGAUAUUUAACUUCUGGAUUUUUUUAAAAAUAAUUCUGUUUCAAUGUUUAAGGUUGACUAAAACUUUAUUUUUGACUAUUUAUGAAUAAACAUUCUGGGGGUAAAUAAUUGUUUGUGAGAAACUGCAUUAUACGCAGACAAUCCGAAAAGUUCUUGUUUGUGAAUUUAAGUCUUAAAUUUCAUCAGUAUCAAAAUGACUGAAAGACUAGCGUUCUAUAUUGUAACACGCAUGUAAUGACUUGCCUUGGGCUUGUGUUGUUGAAUGCUUUAAAUAAACUGGAUGUGACAUGACUUGCGAGGCUGGGUUUCUUUUGCACAUUCUCAUAUUUCUGGAUCUUUGCCACAAGCUUUAUUUUUCUGCCAAUACACUGGAGUUGGUGGAAGGUUUGUGGGGGUGGGGGUGGGGGCUAGCCAUAAAUAUUGUGUGUUGAAUGGAAGAAUACCUUCAGAAAAUAGUAGGAAAGUUAGGUAAACCAUAAAUGAAAUAAAGAUGAAUAGGCCACUUGCAUUAAGGGUCACGUGAUCAAUGCUUCCUUUAAACAAUGAGUUGGAGUCUUGCUGAUGCCAAAAAUAAUAUUGACAGAGCACAUAAAAAUUACUUUACACCCGAAAUUUGAGAGAAAACGCAUUUAAGGGAGAUCUUUAAUGGCACUUUGAUUUUUCAACAAAGUAGUAUGAUUUGUAUUGGCCGCCAUGUUGGAGGGCAUACUCUUGCCCUCCAACAUGGCGGCCAAAACUACUUCUUGCUUAUAUCUUGUUAAACGUUUGAUAGUUACGCUCAGAUGUGCUUUAAACGUUACCACAUCAUGUUUUCCACAUUUUCCUUGAAGUUGUGUUCAGAAAAAGGUAAUUCAUAAUUUUAAUAAUCCCAUUUUGGUCACAUGACCAGCUACGAACUUACUCAUUUUUAGCUCAUGGAUGACAUAGUCAUGCCAUGGGCUUUUGGAGGCACUCGAAUGGCACUCGAUCACUCACUCACUCACUCACUCACUCACUCACUCACUCACUCGAUUCUCAUUAAUUUAUUCAUUAAAGUCAGAUUAAACACGUUACUCCUACCUCCCGUACUUAGUAUUACUUUUAUUCCGAGUGCCUUUUACGUAUAUGUUUGGAAUAUUCUAGAGGGUACUAGUAAGGCGAAUUUUUUUCCCGACACAUCAAUAAUAGAGAUGGGUUUUGAAUAGAUGGAAAUAUUCUAAAGAACACUGGUAAUAUCAUCCACAAGAAAUGGACUUAGAAUUGUUAAAAGGACAUUGAAAUAAUUGAGCGUGGAUCAUUGUUGUAUAUUUGGACGAAUUGUGCUCAUUUGUUCCCGAUAUUAUACUUGAUAUGGAGAAGAUGCGAUCACCAGGAGUGUGAAAGAGCUCUUGCAGCCUGACAAUGGGAUUUCGUUCAGCGAAAAGCGAAUAAGCCAAAGAGCCUUAUAAUCACUGCAAAAAAACGGUCCUCGAGUUGUUAAAGCGACAUUGAGGAGUAUCUAUUGAGGUUUAUUCAGUUAUUUGGACGAAUCUGUUCGACCAAUUGUCUUGGUAUGCAAACAGGGAAUGAAUUUUUUGUGUCAACUAGAAGCACAGGUUUUAGAACAAACAAGCGUUACGCUAUUUUGCUUGAAUUCUUAGGUGGUCUUUGCCUUAAAGUAGGCUUUUGUUUGUCGGUGAUUCCAUUUAGCAGUGCUAUGAAUAUAAUUUCUACAAGAAAUGCUGCGCUGGUAUAAACAAGUCUCUGGCGAAAGGCAAUCGGAUGCUUCGACUGCGUUUAAAUUACUUGGCUAGGUCAGAGCACGUACUCCUUUGAGCUAAUAAUCCGUUUUAUUAAAAUAAUUUUUAGCUCGUGUUUAUCAAAAGCGCAUUCUAAAGCAGUUCAAUUUAGCCAUAAACGCCUGUAUUCUGUAUUUAAUAUAGCUCGUACUGCAUAUACUAACCGUUACGUACUCAUCAUAUGGAAACAUUUAUUUGAAAGCAUGGUACUUUUAAAACCACGGUUUAAAUAAAACUCGUGUAUGUAAAACUUGGCUAUUUCACAAGAAAGUGCACUGUCGUUCGGAAAGUGUUUGACAGUCACAUGAGAAAGCAAAUUAUUUUACAACCAAAAAACAUUAAUAAUUGCUUUUAAAAGUGACCUUUGCUUUGUAAGUAGAAAUGCUGUGCUGAUAACAAGUUUCUAGAAUAUUCAGGUGCACAUGCAAUCGGAUACUUCAAGUCACGCUGUAUUUUGGCAAGUCUGUACACAAUGAAGCGUCCAAAAAGAUUUAUAUGUUUUUCUUUGAUUAUUGAACUGUCUUUUCUAUGUACUAAUUCAAUUCAUCCAUGAGCCGCUCCUAGGAGUCUUUGAUAAGAAAAUGGUGCAGGUUUGAAAAACCAAAUCGCUAUUAUUUUGUUUAAGAUAUUACCCACUAAUUGUUUUUUGAAGGCAAAAUCAUAAAACUUUCAUAAACCAUGUCACGUGACCUCUUAGUGCAAAUGGCCUAUUAGAAUGAAGGAGAUAAACAUGGAUUACAAAUGACAGACUUGAAAAAUUAGGCUUGUAUUGAAAGAUGUAGAAGCGGUGACAAUGUAUCUUCAAAGAAUACUGCAUGUGUAAUUCUCCUUGUUGAUGUUGUGUCAUGUAGGCAUUAUGCUAAUGUCAUUGUAGCUGCUUUCUGUGGAUUUCCUUUGCUGCCUAGUAAUGCUUGCUGUGCCUUUGAUGCUCCUGCGAUGUUAUCAACAGGGCUCGAAAAAAUCCCAUCUGUUAGUCCGUAACAAGUAGAUUUUUGUGCUGGGCAAGUUACUUUAAAGCUUGCAUGCUCAGUGGUAAAUUGUCUAGGCCAGUCAUCCUCUAACCAAAUCAUUAGCUAAUAUGUGCAAGUGGCCCUGGUCAAACAAAAUGUGAGAACUGCUUGAUUAAAGGACAAGAUGGAAUUAAAUAAUUUUUUUUCUAGCCCUGACUAAGUACCUGCUGUGAUAUAAGUUGUGAUGAGCAGACUCAAAAAUGGCAAUGUAACAUACCACAUGUCUACGUAUAUCCAUUAGGGUCCCUUUGCGUGAGUCCUCCAGGAUACAUAAGAUUUGUCUUCUAUCUUUCUGUCUUCAACGGUCCUCUCUCUUAUUUUUCGGGCAGAUGAUGGACUUCAUUGAAGGGAACUUCCUUGAGGAGCAGGUGGAGUCCAUCAAACAGUUCUCUGAUUAUGUCACCAACCUGAAGCGUGUUGGUCCUGGACUGGGUGAAUACCAGUUUGACAAGCUGACUCUGAAGGACUCCUAG